UUGGGGUGGUAAUCAACUUAAUUUAACACAAAAAUUUUAUAAAGAUUCAUAUAAUGUUAUUCGUCACAUAAACAGUGAUAUUUUAAUUAUAUAUCACACGGCCUUUUUACCUCUAAAUACAUGGCAAAAUUUUCUAAGUUCUUCAGGAUUCGAUCAAGUUGUGUUGGAUACUCAUAACUAUGCAGUUUUUGACUAUUCUCUAUUGGCUAUGAAUCAAGAGCAACGACUAAAUUUUGUCUGCUUAAGCAAAGCCGACAUUGCAUCUAAUCAAGGUAUUUGGAUAUUGGUCGGAGAAUGGAGUCUUGCUAUAACCGAUUGCACAAAAUGGUUAAAUGGUUUUGGUCGUGGUGCUAGAUAUGACGGAACUUUUGAGAAAAAUCAUGGUCCUAUCUGUCCUAAUUGCACAUGUCAAGGUGAAGGUAAUUAUUUAAAUUGGACGCAUGAUUAUAAAAACUAUCUGAAAAAAUAUGCAUCGGCUCAAAUGGAUGCUUAUGAAGCUGGUUUAAGAUGUCAUGCCUUUGUUUGUGAUUUGACAGCUGAUAGUCUAAAAGACAAUAUACCAUCAGGAAAUAUAGAUGUUGUUUCUUUAAUAUUUGUAUUAUCAGCCAUACCACCAGAAAAACAUUACAACGUAAUUCGUAAUAUAUCAGAGGUUACAAGAGAAGGAUCAAUAAUAUGUUUUCGUGAUUACGCGAAAGAUGAUGAAACUGAAAUUAGAUUUUCAACUAUAACAGCUCAACAUAAACUACAAGAAAAUUUAUAUGUUAGACAAGAUGGAACGAUGUCUUAUUUUUUCACUAUUGAAUAUUUAAAGGAAAUAUUUGAACAAGAUGAACUUUUUGAAUUUGUGGAUGGUGGUUAUGUUGCAAGAGAAACUGUCAAUAGAGCGAAGG
Molecule: messenger RNA, 893 nt
Organism: Racocetra fulgida
Lineage: Eukaryota; Fungi; Glomeromycota; Glomeromycetes; Diversisporales; Gigasporaceae
Source: the annotation of a GenBank genome assembly